CCACUGCGUGACGUCAGCUGCACAGGUGCAUGCGGUAACUAUAAAAUAAUAUGUAUGUUGGAAACCAUGGCAAUGUAAACAUGCACCGUGAUAUUAAUUCAUACUGUACAUUAUUUGUAUACAGUAGAACAAAGUAGUUACCUCUAUGCCUGCGAGAAGGUAACAAACGAAUCUGUCAACAAUAGAUAAAGAAAAUAUUUUACAGACACAUUUGGCAGUAUGGGAGGAGUUAAGAAAAAAGCAAAAACAGGAAAAAACACCAAAGGUGUAACAAAUAUCAUAGAUGGCGUAUCGAUAUCAGAAAUGUCACGCGAACAACUGGAGCCGUUUAUUAUACGAAUUCAAUCGGAAUUGGAAAGAGAAAGAGAAGAAAGACACUUCUUUCAACUUGAAAGGGAUAAGAUUCGGACAUUUUGGGAAAUUGCUAGGCAACAACUGCAAGAAUAUCGAUCCAACUUGAGGAACAGAGAUAAGCAGUUGGAAAAUUUGGAAGCCGGACAUGAAAUAGAAUUGAAAGGAUAUCAACAAAAAAUCAAAUAUUUAUCCCACGGUCAGCACGGACAACUGUCCGAAUUGAAAGUAGAAAAUAUGUUAUCGAUGAAAGGCGUCGAACAAGACAUGGCUUCUCGAGAACUAUUGUUAUUAAAUCAAGAGCGAGAAUUAAAAAUGCAAAUCACCGAUCAACGUAGAAGGCAUAAAAGCGAAUUGCGCACGUUAUUUUUGGAAAAAAAUGCGCAAUUGUCGAAAAUGCGUUUCGAAAGCGAAAGAAAACGCCGAGCAUUCGAGCACAAGUACCAAUGUUAUUUACAACAAAGUCGAGAUGAAAUGCGAUUGAAAAACGACAUGUCCAGCGCGAAAAUCGAACAAGGAAAGAACAUCAUGGUCAAACGUCUUGCCAGCACUCAUCAAGGCAUUUGCCAACGAGCUGAUCAAUUUUUUACCGAUAUUAUUGCCCAAAAUUUAGCUUUAAUUUGCGUACUAAAGCGCCACGUUUCAAAGUUGAACGAAGAAAACGUGCAAAUGAAAAAUGAACUUUGUGACGUGAAAAGAAAAAACUCGGAAUUGGUCACGCCGUUGAAAAUUGCUAACCGAAAAAUAAUAGAAUAUCAAAGCCAACUGAACGUUGGGCGAAGAGAUACACAAAAAUAUCAGACUGUUGAAAAGCAAGCAAAAAUGUUACGAGAAGAAAAUGAAAAAUACAAAAUUCGUUAUCAAUGCCUGGCCAAUCUUUUUGAACAGGCUGUAAAUGAAAGAGACUCAACAAUCGAGGCUCUAACUACCACUCGGCUGCAUUCAGAUAAAGGGACAGCGUAUCGCGAAUUGAUAGUACAACGAGCCGCUGCCAAACUGAAAACAGCAACGCAAUCGGUCCAAAACAUACUACUUCGAUUUUGCUCCACAGCAGUCGCUGAUACUCAUUUGCAGACAUCGCCAUCUCCACUACUAAUACCAACGGAAUCACAUUUGUCACGUCAUCAUCAACGACGUCAUAUUACAAUGACCAAUAUUCGCUACGUAAAUAAAGGCUCAGACUCGACCAGUUAUGAGAAUGAAAAUCAAAAGCUGAUUUCGUUGAUGGAAGAAUUGCACGCCUUGGGUAUGGAACAACAACCCAUCGUAUUCGGUUCGGAUGCUGGUUCGACUACGACUGCGUGAUAAAGACUAGAGUAGAAAAGAAGCGAAUGGUUUGAUUCAACCGAAGAACGCCAACGUUAUUAGAUAUGGCUUUAAAAUUAUUUUGGAAUAAAAAUUUUACUGAUUUUUUUCAAAGAUUAGUUUAGGAAUUAAGAUACAAGUACAGAAUGCAAUCUCUAUAGAAUGAGCCGAGUCGAGUGCAUGUGAAAGUAGGUAAUUGAUUUUUUUUUACGAAUUAUUAGAAUAAAUGUGCUCCAUUGUUGGAAA
Molecule: messenger RNA, 1902 nt
Organism: Planococcus citri (citrus mealybug)
Lineage: Eukaryota; Metazoa; Arthropoda; Insecta; Hemiptera; Pseudococcidae
Gene: Gas8
Product: Growth arrest specific protein 8
Exons: 9
Coding region: 220-1656 (478 amino acids)
Biological process (GO): cell motility
Cellular component (GO): Golgi apparatus; motile cilium; microtubule
Molecular function (GO): microtubule binding; small GTPase binding
Source: RefSeq, a predicted model, not a curated record